UUCCUUGUCCAGGGUGUACGUCGCCUUCCUUGUCCUGGGUCUGCGUUGCCUUCCUUGUCCUGGGUGUACGUCGCCUUCCUUGUCCUGGGUGUACCCCGCCUUCCUUGUCCUGGGUGUACCCCGCCUUCCUUGUCCUGGGUGUACCCCGCCUUCCUUGUCCUGGGUGUAUUCCAUCUUCCUUGUCCAGGCUGUACCCCGCCUUCCUUGUCCAGGGUCUACCCCGCCUUCCUUGUCCAGGGUCUACCCCGCCUUCCGUGUCCAGGGUGUACAUUACCUUCCUUGUCCUGGGUGUACGUUGCCUUCCUUGUCCAGGGUCGACACUGCCUUCCUUGUCCAGGGUCUACACCGCCUUCCUUGUCCAGGGUCUACCCCGCCUUCCUUGUCCAGGGUGUACACCGCCUUCCUUGGUGGUAAACUAACUUUGUGUGGAAAAAUUGCAAAACUAUCUCAAAUAACGUCUGUGCCAAUAAGUACCACAUAUCCUUUAUUUGUAAAUAUCAAAUACAAUUUAGACAAACGUGUUUUCCUCAAAAUCUCUGUCGAUUUAGCCUCCAACGACCAGGAUUUGUGUGUUUUUGUCAACAUUUACGAGGACUAAACCACACAAAUGUGACACGCCGAAAUGGACGCUCUGCACUUGACCCGCUCUCAUCCUUGACCCCGCCCCCUUGACUUUGCAUUCCCCUCCUCCUGCUCGUCACCGGGCACAAAGACGGCUGAGUCAGCAGCGGGAAGCUGGAUGGCGGCAGGUUUUUGAUUUCUCUUUUUGUGGUUGCGGCUUUUGGAAACGAUGAGAUGCUCUCGCUUUCUUAAGUGGAGGCAGAUGAGGCGGUGUAGGACCCUGCCUCUUCUCCUGCGGACCUCCCACUCUCAUCUCUCCAUUAACACCGCUGCUAACUUCAUGCUGUCACUGGAGGGUUUUUAGCUUUAUAAACCCCAUUUUUAGUCCAUCCAUCCAUCUUCUUCCGCUUUAUCCGAGGUCGGGUCGCAUGGGCAGCAGCCUGUCAGGAUUGUCACUGACACUUUGUUUGUGUUUUAGUAUUUCAAUCAAUCAAUCAAUCAAUCAAUGUUUAUUUAUAUAGCCCCAAAUCACAAAUGUCUGCACAAAUCAUUACGACUACAACAUCCUCGGAAGAACCCACAAAAGGGCAAGGAAAACUCACACCCAGUGGGCAGGGAGAAUUCACAUCCAGUGGGACGCCAGUGACAAUGCUGACUAUGAGAAACCUUGGAGAGGACCUCAGAUGUGGGCAACCCCCCCCCCCCCUCUAGGGUUCCGAAAGCAAUGGAUGUCGAGCGGGUCUAACAUGAUACUGUGAAAGUUCAAUCCAUAGUGGCUCCAACACAGCCGCGAGAGUUCAGUUCAAAGCGGAUCCAAGACAGCAGCGAGAGUCCCGUCCACAGGAAACCAUCUCAAGCGGAGGCGGAUCAGCAGCGUAGAGAUGUCCCCAACCGAUACACAGGCGAGCGGUCCAUCCUGGGUCCCGACGAGCGGUCCAUCCUGGGUCUCGACUCUGGACAGCCAGUACUUCAUCCAUGGUCAUCGGACCGGACCCCCUCCGCAAGGGAGGGGGGGACAUAGGAGAAAGAAAAGAAGCGGCAGAUCAACUGGUCUAAAAAGGAGGUCUAUUUAAAGGCUAGAGUAUACAGAUGAGUUUUAAGGUGAGACUUAAAUGCUUCUACUGAGGUAGCAUCUCGAACUGUUACCGGGAGGGCAUUCCAGAGUACUGGAGCCCGAACGGAAAACGCUCUAUAGCCCGCAGACUUUUUUUGGGCUCUAGGAAUCACUAAUAAGCCGGAGUCUUUUGAACGCAGAUUUCUUGCCGGGACAUAUGGUACAAUUUCCUGUCCUUAGUUCCUGUCAGGUAUCUUAUUUUGGUUCAGCUUCCUGUUUGUCUCUAUGUUUGCUGUUUUCACCUCAACUGCGGCUGAUUGGCACCUGGCCACACCUGGUGUCAAUCAGCCCGCUCCUAUUUUACCUGCUUUGUUCCUUCAAUCAGGGCUGGAUUAAUGUCAUGUCGAUGUCACUCUUGUCGUUGCUACCUGUCGUGUCGUGUCGUGUCGUAUAUCUUGUCGGUGCAGCGUUGCGGUAAGAUAUAUUCGAUAAUGGUUUUUAGCUUAUUGUCUUUUGUUCCCUGCUUCCAGUUUGUUUUCUUAUUAAAAGUACGACUUCUAUUACCUGCUAGAUACCUGCUAGCUUUUACGCUAGGCCUUUUUGUUUGUUAUCCGCCCACGUGCGCGCUUUUUGUUUGUACCCUUUGUCUGGGUUUGUUCUAGUAUUUUAUAUUAAAUCAUGUUUUCUCACUCCAUGCCUGCCUCCAUCUCUGCAUCUUGGGGUUCGUCAACAACAAACUCUGACACAGCCUAGGCAGGGAAACCCAGAAUUCCCACUCCCCAGCCCAUAUCGUCUAGCUCUUCCCGGGGGAUCCCGAGGCGUUCCCAGGCCAGCCGGGAGACAUGGUCUUCCCAACAAGUCCUGGGUCUACCCCGUGGCCUCCUACCGGUCGGGCAUGCAUCCUGACCAGAUUUUAAGUCCAUAAAGCAUUUUAUUAUCUGUUUGCAGCCAUGCUUUGGACCAGUAAUUACUAUUUUCACCGUAUAAGCAUCAUCGGCGAUCAUUCCAGGCGAGUAUGAUUGUCUUCUUGUUGGUGGGUCUGCCUUCAGGAGAACGCCUGUGCGUGAAAUCUUUCAAAGUGGGGAGACUGGUGCACAGACACUGUCCUUGGCAAAGAGAAGGCCAGGGUUUAAUGGCAUGGAGACCAAAACAAUUGGGGGACCAUCUUUGCUGCGGCCUUCUACCGCCUUUGUGACCGUUGCGGAGCUUCUAUGCAACCAUCAUCCGGAGUUUCAGGAGAACGCCUGUGCGUGAAAACUUUUGAAGUGGGGAGAUUGGUGCACAGACACUGUCCUUGGCAAAGAGAAGGUCAGGGUCCAAUGGCAUGGAGACCAAGAAAAUUGGGGGACCAUCUUUGCUGCAGCCUUCUACCGCCUUUGUGACCGUUGUAGAGCUUUUAUGCAAACAUCAUCCGCCCACUCCGCCGUUGAGGUCUUUUUCGACGAGGGACUUCUUCGCUGUGGGGAGCUGUAUCCGGUGGAAAGGGAAAUCCAGGGCGACCGGGACUUACUCACAGCCGCAGGAUGCUGCCGGAGUUCCGGUCUGUCGGAGGACCACCUAUGCAAAGUAGUGAAGGGAAAAGGAUGUUGGUUGUCAUUCCGUCCAACACGCCCCCCCCCCCCCUCCUCUCCCAAAAAGGGGUUGGGGGUCAAACAGCAGGUGGUGCAGCAGAAGAGUCAGGACGUCGGAAAUGACCGCUCGGGAUAAGGAGAACAGAAAUGACAACUCAGGUGUCAGGGCUGUGAAUAAAGAUGGACUGCGGGUGGGGCGGGAAAUGAGCGCCCGGUGACUCAGAAGACAUCCAAAGGUGACAUGGAGCCGCUUCACCGGCGUCGAUGACCCGCCCCGCCCCGCCACACAGCCGGGAGCUCGCGGGCUCGGACUAUGUAGCGUCCGAUCCCAGACGGUCCGACGGCGCCCAGCAUGGAAGCGCCGACCGCCUCUUGGAUUCACGUCAACGUCAGCGAGCGAGCCAACGCCUCGGAUGAGUUCGGCGCCGACGGCUCCUACGUGGCGGGCCUCUUCCUGUCCUGCCUCUACACCGUCCUCCUCUUCCCCAUCGGCUUCAUCGGCAACAUCCUCAUCCUGGCGGUCAACCUGGCCCACCGGGAGAAGAUGACCAUCCCGGACUUGUACUUCGUCAACCUGGCGGCGGCCGACCUCAUCCUGGUGGCCGACUCGCUCAUCGAGGUGUUCAACCUGAACGAGAAGUACUACGACUACGCCGUGCUGUGCACCUUCAUGUCGCUCUUCCUGCAGGUCAACAUGUACAGCAGCAUCUUCUUCCUCACCUGGAUGAGCUUCGACCGCUACGUGGCGCUGGCCAGCUCCAGCCCCCGGCGGACCAUGCGCCACGCCCGGCUCAGCUGCGGCCUCAUCUGGAUGGCGUCCAUCCUGGCCACGCUGCUGCCCUUCACCGUGGUGCAGACGCAGCACCGGGGCGAGCUGCACUUCUGCUUCGCCAACGUGCCGGAGAUCCAGUGGCUGGAGGUGACCAUCGGCUUCCUGGUGCCCUUCUCCGUCAUCGGCCUGUGCUACUCGCUCAUCGGCCGCGUCCUCAUGCGGGCGCAGAAGCACCGCGGGCUGUGGCCGCGCCGGCAGAAGGCGCUGCGCAUGAUCGUGGUGGCCGUGCUGGUCUUCUUCCUCUGCUGGCUGCCGGAGAACGUCUUCAUCAGCGUGCAGCUGCUGCAGGGCACGGCCGCCACCACUCUGUGGCACGACUACCCGCUCACGGGCCACGUGGUCAACCUGGCGGCCUUCUCCAACAGCUGCCUCAACCCCAUCAUCUACAGCUUCCUGGGGGAGACCUUCCGGGACAAGCUCCGGCUCUUCAUCAAGCAAAAGGCCGGCUGGUCGCCCGCUGACCGCCUCUGCCCCCUCGGACUCCACCUGGGCCUCAGGACUGAGGUGUCUCAGGUGUGAGGGCCUGGGUUGGCUGGGAAUUAGUCCACGUGGAUUAGCGACCUGCUCACGUUCGGAGCAAAAACAAAUGACGUAUAGUUCGUAUAAUCUCACUCAAAAGGCAUUUUAAGUGAACCUGUACACUGACUACUCUAAAGUUGGUUAAGACUAUUUUAAAAUUCCACAAAUGCAAUGUCUUUAAAAGCACAUUGAUAUUGAUCCAACACACAGUAAGGAAAGGAUUCAUACGGGCCCCAGUCCUGGGUGGGUAAUCAUUUUGCAAUGCAGUCUGCCGAAAAUGAUGGAAAGCACCACUCUGCCUAGCAACUAACGCUGUGUCUUUAAAUGGACAUUGACAUUGAUCCAACCCACUGUAGUGUACAGUAAGGAAAUGAUUCAUACGGCACCAGUCCUGGGUGGGUAGUAAUUUUGCAAUGCAGUCUGCUGAAAAUGAUGGGAAGCGCCACUCUACAUAGCAACUGACUCUGUGUUUUUAAAUCCAUAUUGAAAUUGAGCCAACACCCAGUUAAGAAAGGAUUCAUAUGGGCCCCAGUCCUGGGUGGGUAGUAAUUUUGCAAUGCAGUCUGCUGAAAAUGAUGGAAAGCACCACAGUACAUAUCAACUGACGCUGUGUCCUUAAAUGCACAUUGACAUCGAUCCAACACACUGUAGUGUACUGUAAAGAAAUGAUUCAUACGGCCUCAGUCCUGGGUGGGUAACCAUUUUGCAAUGCAGUCUGCUGAAAAUGAUGGAAAGCGCCACUCUACAUAGCAACUAACGCUGUGUCUUUAAAUGUACAUUGACAUUGAUCCAACACACUGUAGUGUACAGUAAGGAAAUGAUAAAGGAUUCAAAAGGGCCCCAGUCCUGGGUAGGUAGUCAUUUUGCAAUGCAGUCUGCUGAAAAUGAUGGGAAGCGCCACUCUACAUAGCAACUGACUUUGUGUUUUUAAAUCCACAUUGAAAUUAAGCCAACACCCAGUUAAGAAAGGAUUCAUAUGGGCCCCAGUCCUGGGUGGGUAACCAUUUUGCAAUGCAGUCUGCUGAAAAUGAUGGAAAGCGCCACUCGAAAUAGCAACUGACGUUGUGUCUUUAAAUGCACAUUGAAAUUGAUCCAACACACUAGUGUAAUGUAAGGAAAUUAUUCAUACGGCCCCAGUCCUGGGUGGGUAAUCAUUGUGCAAUGCAGUCUGCUGAAAAUGAUGGAAAGCCCCACUUUACAUAGCAACUGGUGCUGUGUUUUUAAAUGCACAUUGAAAUUGAUCCAACACACAGUAAGGAAAGGAUUCAUAUGGCCCCAGUCCUGGGUGGGUCAUCAUUUUCCAAUGCAGUCCGCUGAAAAUGAUGGAAAGUGCCACUCGACAUAGCAACUGACGUUGUGUCUUUAAAUGCACAUUGACAUUGAUCCAACACACUGUAGUGUACAGUAAGGAAAUGAUAAAGGAUUCAUAAGGGCACCAGUCCUGGGUAGGUAGUCAUUUUGCAAUGCAGUCUGCUGAAAAUUAUGGAAAGCGCCACUCUACAUAGCAACUGACACUGUGUCUUUAAAUGCACAUUGACAUUGAUCCAACACACUGUAGUGUACAGUAAAGAAAUGAUUCAUAUGGCCUCAGUCCUGGGUGGGUAACCAUUUUGCAAUGCGGUCUGCCGAAAAUGAUGGAAAGCAACACUCUGCAUAGCAACUGACUCUGUGUUUUUAAAUGCACAUUGAAAUUGAGCCAACACCCAGUUAAGAAAGGAUUCAUAUGGGCCCCAGUCCUGGGUGGGUAAUCAUUUUUCAAUGCAGUCUGCUGAAAAUGAUGGAAAGGGCCACUACACUAAAUAGCAACUGACGCUGUGUCUUUAAAUGCACAUUGACAUUGAUCCAACACACUGUAGUGUACAGUAAGGAAAUGAUAAAUGAUUCAUAAGGGCACCAGUCCUGGGUAGGUAGUAAUUUUGCAAUGCAGUCUGCUGAAAAUGAUGGAAAGCGCCACUACACUAAGUAGCAACUGACGAUGUGUCUUUAAAUGCACAUUGACAUUGAUCCAACACACUGUAGUGUACAGUGAGGAAAUGAUUCAUACGGCCCCAGUCCUGGGUGGGUAAUCAUUUUCCAAUGCAGUCCGCUGAAAAUGAUGGAAAGCGCCACUACACUAAAUAGCAACUGACGCCGUGGUCAAAGUCAGACUAAAAAACACAUUUUAAAGAUAUUCAGCACGUUACUGCCAUCUGGCGGCUAAAGUAUAUUUUGUAUCCCAACAAUUUAGCACGUUUCAUGUGUCAGGCAAUGUUGCACCACUGCUCACGCGUUGAAUAUAUGCCAUGCACAAAAUCAAAUAAAAAAUAAGCGCGUAACAAUUUUCGAUGUAACUGACGAGCGGCUACAACGAAGAAAAUAAUUGUCGUAACGUCUGUCGAGAAGCUUUAAAGAGGACGUGAAUUCCGUCGAUCAUUUUAUCGGGCAAAACUCUUUAUCAAGACCAAAAAACAUUGGUAAAACUUUUUGCUACACAAACCAAACCAAAACUAACUCUGUCAUUGCCAUAUCAACAACACCCGCUCGCUCUUUCUCACUUGCCAACACAUGCACAUGUGGCACAGAGCCAGUGAUGCGUUUACAGCCCCCAAAAAAGUCAGACAACUCCAACACCACACGUAAUGUGUAACUCCAGGUCGUUACACUAGGAUUUGUUUUAGUGUCAUUUAUUAAGAAUCUUAAUUUAUACAUUUUAAUCAUGAAACAAUGUUAAUAUAUUAAAAACAAAUAUUAAUUAAAAUAUAUAUUUUACGAACAGAAAGUUACAGGAAUGUACACAUGAUGCCAUGCUUUGUGCAACAUGUGAAUGUUUUAAAGGGAACAAUAUCUGAAAGUGGUGCAAAUUACUUCCAGAAAACUCAAGUCGAUCGGACAGGCGGCUGCUUUUUGUUGUUGACGUAAAAACUUUGGGACGUCCAGAAUAUGACACGCCUUCUUUCUUUCAUGGUCAUGCCUUUUUGUCACAGAAGACGUUCCAUCCUAAAAAAAAAAAAAAAAAGAUAGUUGUUUUUUUACUGUCAAUUUUGUUAUUAUGUCCAUACAUUUAAAAUUAUUCCACAAUUUGUUUCACAUGUACUCAGAUGACUGAGGGGUGUCCAAACUUUUUCCACCAAUGAUUGAACAGUCAAAAGUAUGCGGGGGCCAUUUUGAUACUUUUCAUGUUUAAAACCAAUACAACAUAAAUUGUAGUCCUUAGGGCAGCGAUUAGUUCACUUAAAUAUUCAAAUACGGUGUUACUGUUCAAACUGUGUAAUGUUACAAUGUAAUAUACUUGUUGAAUCACACCUGUGCCUUGUUCUUGAUGAAUAUUCAGGCCUACUAUGCUACUGUGUUUAGUGAGGUCACGAUGGUGUUGCUUGGACAGCCAAGUGUUCUCUUGAGUUGAUACUUGGUGAAAAAAAAAAGUCUGAGAAUCACUGCCUUAGGGCUUUCCGCAAUUUUGAUGAAUGUUAAAGGUCCUAAUGUUGUUGUUUUUUUUGCUUUCAACACUUAAAUAUAAAUUGUCUGUGUGUGUGUGUGUGUGUGUGUGUGUGUGUGUGUGUGUGUGUGUGUGUGUGUGUGUGUGUGUGUGUGUGUGUGU
Nerophis ophidion (straightnose pipefish) is the source of this 8114-nucleotide messenger RNA. RefSeq names its product G protein-coupled estrogen receptor 1 (gene gper1). The record is from RefSeq and is a predicted model, not a curated record. Gene Ontology annotation, molecular function: G protein-coupled receptor activity; nuclear estrogen receptor activity. Gene Ontology annotation, biological process: cellular response to estradiol stimulus; G protein-coupled receptor signaling pathway. NCBI's taxonomy places the organism in Eukaryota, Metazoa, Chordata, Actinopteri, Syngnathiformes, Syngnathidae. The coding region runs from base 3539 to 4537 and encodes 332 amino acids. The transcript is spliced from 3 exons. Gene Ontology annotation, cellular component: membrane.